GUUGGUUGAGGUUGAUGCGUCGUGACCAUCGUAGAUACACUACAUAAGUCGUGACUGCUGUCUUUACCUUGCACACUUGCUAGUACAAUUUACAAUUUUAACCUUAUAUUUUAAUAUACUUUAUUAAUAUCUUUAGUAUAUUAAAUUCUCAUUGUUCUACCUGUGUUGUGACGCUCCAUAAUUAUUUACAAUUGAUCUGCAUUCGUACUGAUAUACAACAAUAAGUAUAAAAAAACAUAUAUAUAUGUAUACAUAUAUACAAAGAAAGAGAAAAGAAAAAAUACUGGAGUAUCGUCAAGAUGGCUUAGUAACACUCAACUUAGCAAUAUAUACUCUGCGAUAAACACUUGCAAUUAAUAUUUUUUUUUAACAUUUUAGUUAUUAAUAUAAUCAAAAUUUUAUUAAUAAAGUUAAUUUAUUUUUAUUUCAUCACGUUGUUUAUAUAAUUAUUUGACGAGUAAAAAACUCUGACGUGAUGUUUUAAUACAGUGAUUUUAACUAUGAAAAAUAUUAAUAUGGAAGGAGAAUAAUUUUUACUUAAAAGGUGAAAAAAAAUAAACGAGAAUGAAAACACCGGCGAUAAUUGAAACAAAUAUGAAAAAUGAAGCCCAAGAGGAAGCUAACUCAUUGGACACUGCUACAAACACCGCAGCUCCGUUUAACCAAUUACAAUUAUCUAGUAAUGAUAGUAAAAAUAUAUCAAUAGAUAAUAAUAAUUUAUUAAUGAAUAAAAGUACACAACCAUUAACAUCAAUUGAUGAAGCAAAAGAAGUAAUAACAAGUGAAGAUAAAAAAGAAGAAAUAAAAAUUCUAGAUUUUAAAGAAUUAAAUAGUGUUGAUUCAACAGAUGAAUUCGUGCCUAUUAAUAAUAUUGAUAAGACAGUAGUCGGUCUUGAGAUAUCAGAUGAGGAAGCCAAACAAUUGAAGCAUGAUGUACGUAGACUAUCUCCAGUGCUUGUGAGUCUUCGUGAACGUACUCUUGGUGAAAUAUCAUUGACACCAGAUAAUAAUAAUAGUAAUAAACAAUUGUUAGAUCGUAAUAUUAGUCAAAAUAAUAAUAGCAAUCUUGAUAAAAUUAGUAAUAGUAGUUGUAAUAGUAAUCAACAAUUAGAAGAUAUAAUUAAUUUUGAAGAAUCAAUAGGCAAUUGUUUACUGACUGAUAAUUGUAAAUUAUCAUUAGAAGAAACAAUCAAUCAAAAAGAAUUAAUGGUUGUAUUGUCACGUGUUGACGAAAAUAAUGAAUUUAAAAUAAAAGAUGAAUGUGGUGAAAUAAUUAAAUCUCAAUUAAAAAUAAAUAAGCGGCUUGAAAACGAAUUUGAUCAAUUGGAGCAAAAAGAAAAUCCAGUGUCGGAAGUAAUUACUGAAUCAAAAAUUAUUGGAAAAGAAAGAAUCGAUUCAGUUGAUUUAGAAUUAAUUUCUAUGGCGACAACGGAUACUAUUCAGAAUUCGGCAACUGAAUCGGGUGUUGAUGAAUUAGAGUUUAAACAAGAAUCAAAACAUGAAACUAAAUUCAAUAGUAUUCAAAUUGAUGUUGAUGAUAAUCUUGAUGCUGAUGUUGAUGUUGAUGGACUGACCUGCGAUGAACCUUCAUCGUUGACCAGGCUUACGUCGAUCAUCCAAGAACCUGAGGAAGAUUCUGCGGAAAGUUUGGCGCUCAACACCGGAGCUGCUGGGGACGAAGUUAGAUCAGAUGGAAGCGAUUCAGGCUUAGGAAGUGAAAUUCCUGGCGAUCCUGGGAUCCAACCAGCACCUGAAAGUGACUCGGAGACGUCUUUUCUUGAUAGAAUUCCAGAAGAUAUUCUUGGAGAUAAAGAAAAAGUAAUCAAUCCACUUAAAACUUCGAUAUCAGUAGAUGAAAAUAGCGAGGCUUCAUUGACACUACUACCGUUGCCAACCAUUGGAACCCCACAAAAAAGCAAUUUAAAACGACGAAUAACUGAUUAUGCGAAAGGUGAACAACCAUCCGCUAAGAGAAGUAAUAACAAUAAAGAUAAAGAUGACCAUCAUCACCAACAACAGCAGCAGCAGCAACGACAACAACAAGAGGAUCAAGAACAGCAAGAUGAAAAACAACCGAUUAUAGCAAAAAAACGCAACAUACAUUUUGAUGCUGUUACGGUUUAUUAUUUUCCACGAGCUCAAGGUUUUACUUGUGUUCCAUCUCAGGGUGGUAGCACACUGGGUAUGAGUGCAAUUCACACACAUGCUGAGAGAUUUUCACUAACAGAACAUGCUGCCGAACAGAGAAGACUUCAUCGAGCGCGAUUAGCUCAAUUGAGAUCUGAAAGAGCGGCUACUUGUAUCGCUGAGGCUGCAUCAAGUUCGGAGGACCCAAGCGAUGAUACCGACGAAGAGCCCAGUGACACCGAGGAUCUUGAUAUUGAUAGUUAUUAUUUUCUUCAACCAGUACCAACCUGGCAGAGACGAGCUUUGUUACGUGCUGCUGGUGUACGCAGAAUAGACGGUGUUGAAAAAGACGAUUGUCGUGAUAUUCGUGCAAGUAGGGAACAUUGCGGCUGUGGCUGUAAAGGAUAUUGCGAUCCUGAAAGCUGUCCUUGUUCACGAGCCAAUGUUAAAUGCCAGGUUGAUCGUGCUGGUUUUCCAUGUGGUUGUUCACGUGACGGUUGUGCUAAUAGUUCAGGUCGCAUAGAAUUUAAUCCAAUCCGUGUACGAACGCAUUUUAUCCACACAUUAAUGCGACUAGAGCUUGAGAAAAAACAGCGUGAAGAAGAAAUCACAACAUCAACAGUAACUGCAGCAGCAGCAACAACAGCACCAACGACAGGAACACCAACAAUCAUUACAACAACAACAGAAGCUUCUAAAUCCACAACAAUAACACCAGCAGCAGUUUUAUCCCUGCCAACAGUAUUUGAUCAAAAAAUAAAUGACUUAGAACAAUCUAAUCAUAAUCAUCUAUCAGAAUCAUCAUCAACAGAUGCUUCUAUUGGCAUUUCUACUGGCUUAACAACUCUUCAUUACAACAAUGCUGAUACAUUAGAUUUAACAAAAAUAAAAAAACCAACAACACCUCCACUGCCAUCAUCUGCAAUUUUGCCAUUACAGUCAACACGUGAAAAUAAUCUUGAUUUGUAUGGCGUGCGGGAUAAUUGCUAUUCAAAUGAAGAUAUUGCUAAUAAAAUUCCACAAGAAUUUAAUCAAGUUUUUCAGGGUUUUACUGGACCAACUUUUCAAUCUAACUAUGAAAAUUAUUCAAGUUAUGAAUUAGGACCAUCAACAUCACGGCAUCAUCAAAAUAAUUACCAUUAUUAUCAACAUCAACAUCAGCAUCAGCAUCAGCAACAAGAACAUCAGCUGCAAAAUCAUCAAAACAAAUUAAAACAGCAGCAACAAAAACCACAAUUUAUCCAGCAAUUCCAACAAGCGUUUACUCAUUAUAAUAAUUACCAAGAUUCUUCAACGGCAGCAUCAGCUUCUGGUGAUGUUGCUGCUGGACCGUCAAUUUCUUGUGAGGCAAUUCAGAAAAACAGCCACGGCCAGUCUAAAAUUUAUCAGCAAUCUCCGACAGAAGAUAAUCCUCCUCUGCAGUACACUAAUUUAAAUUCAGUAAGACAAUCAACCAGUGCUGCUCAACACAUGGGAAAACUUGAACCCUUUUCAGACUUAUUAGCCGGACGGUACUCUUAUUACGAGCAAGCUGAAUCCCAUUCUUUGAAUAAUUAUCAGCUGGUUAAUUCUGUUAAGGAUAGUAGCAAUCAUCACCAUCAUCACCAUCAUCAUCAUCAUCAUCAUUAUCACCAACAUAAAAAUAAUGACGGUAAUCAUGACAAUGAUAAAGAAAAAAAUAUUGGCAAUUGUAAUGAUAAUAAUGACUAUGGUAAUAAUGGGAUUAAUAGUGAUGUUAAUAAUGAAAUUAAUAAAGCUGAAGAAAAAACAACUGAUAAUAAUGAAGAAAAUUUUGGAGAAAUAAUUAAAAAAUCAAUCGUUGAGACAGUGUCUGCUUAAAAGUGCCGAAUUUUUAAAUUUUAUAAAUAAGUGAUUAAAAAAAAAUAGAAUUAAAUAAAAAAAAAUUUUUUAAAUGG
Cotesia glomerata is the source of this 4043-nucleotide messenger RNA. RefSeq lists its product as uncharacterized. The record is from RefSeq and is a predicted model, not a curated record. The transcript has 5 exons. Gene Ontology annotation, biological process: regulation of transcription by RNA polymerase II. NCBI's taxonomy places the organism in Eukaryota, Metazoa, Arthropoda, Insecta, Hymenoptera, Braconidae. The coding region runs from base 565 to 3966 and encodes 1133 amino acids. Gene Ontology annotation, molecular function: DNA-binding transcription factor activity, RNA polymerase II-specific; sequence-specific DNA binding. Gene Ontology annotation, cellular component: nucleus.